CCAGUCGUCACAGUGUCAUUGAGUGAAGUCUCAGUGUCAGCAGCCCAAACAGACGAGAUCCACCAGACAGUAAAGAUGAUACAAGGAUCAGCGCUAUGCUUUGUGUUGCUUUCCCUGGGAGUGGACAUGCAGGGGGACGCUGUGCCCAUCUGUGCCCCUGGGCAUGCCGGCUGCCACAGCCUCUCUCUGGCUGACCUGUUCGACAGGGUGGUCCAGCACUCGGCCAGGAUCCACAGACUCUCCAGUGACCUACACACAGAUUUUGAACAAUACUUCCCUUUGAGUAAAAAUUUGAUUGGUGAAAGAAAAUGCCACACUUCAGGCAUACAAACUCCCAAUGGCAAGGACAUUGCACAGAGCCUUACAAGAGAGGAGUUGACCGAGGUGAUUCUGAGGCUCCUGGCGGCCUGGGGAGAUCCCCUGUCCUACCUACACCACAUCAUGGCCCCCCAGCAGGACUUCAACAUGCACAGCGCCAGCAAAGCCCUGCAGAUGAGUGACAUGGUCCAGCAGCUCAGGAGCGGAGUGCAGAGAGUGGCUGAGAGGAUGCAGCUCUUGGGCAUGAUCAGUAACUCUCUGAGCAGUCUGUUUUCCCCAGAGGUGCUGGACCCCCCCUCACCUAAGACAUUCAUUAGCAGUGACCAUGACCUGCUUUACUGCCUACGCAGAGACACAGACAAGGUGCAGAGCUACCUCAAGAUCCUCAGGUGUACCAUCCUUUCUGAGCAGGCAUGCUAGCUCUCUCAGAUACUCUCAUGGGAGAUUACAGAUAUCAUUCUAUUUAUUCAAGAUGAUGACGACGGAUUUACAAUGUACUGUAUAUCAUGCUAUGUGCUGUUUUUAUUUUGACUGUUAUAGUUUCAUAUCACAUUGUAUUUGGAUGGUCCUUGUGGAAAGAUUAUCUUUUAAAAAAUAUCUAAACUAUCUUUUUCAACACUGUUAAGUACAGUUUGUGGCCAGGGUUUGUUUAAAGUGGUAUUCCGUGAACUGUCACAAAGACUUGAAUUUCAACAAAAUAAAUAACAUAAUGAGGAACCGUCUGUAAAGUCUCUGUAGGUGUGCUAUCCAAUUGAAGUGUUAUCCCAUUCUGAUGUGGACAUAAUGAGAGAUCAUGGCAAGAUGCCAAUGCCAUGCAUGUGUUUGUCAUUAUCCACACUUGAACUUUAACAUAUGAAACUUCUAUUUAUUAUUUGCAAAAACAUAUUGAUACAUUUUAAUGGACAGCCUUUUCACAGAAAUAUCUUGUUUUAACUAACAAUUCAAGGCUGUGUCAUAGUAUAUGUACAGUUGCUUUACCAAGGCUGUGUCAUAACCCUAACCCAUAGUAUAUGU
Molecule: messenger RNA, 1332 nt
Organism: Alosa alosa (allis shad)
Lineage: Eukaryota; Metazoa; Chordata; Actinopteri; Clupeiformes; Clupeidae
Product: prolactin-like
Exons: 5
Coding region: 76-738 (220 amino acids)
Biological process (GO): positive regulation of receptor signaling pathway via JAK-STAT; response to nutrient levels
Cellular component (GO): extracellular region
Molecular function (GO): hormone activity
Source: RefSeq, a predicted model, not a curated record